UAGCUUCCAUCUCAUAUAUCUCUCGCUUUCCGCUCCAUUCCAAGUCCGUCUCUCACUCUUUUGCUCCUCCUCCUGCUCGACUCGAUCUCCUCAGAUGGCGUCGGAGAAGAAGCUCUCGAACCCCAUGAGGGACAUAAAGGUUCAGAAGCUCGUCCUCAACAUCUCCGUUGGUGAGAGUGGAGAUCGUCUCACUCGCGCCGCCAAGGUCCUGGAACAACUCAGUGGUCAAACCCCUGUCUUCUCAAAGGCGAGGUACACUGUGAGGUCUUUCGGUAUUAGGCGUAAUGAAAAGAUUGCGUGCUAUGUUACCGUGAGGGGUGAGAAGGCAAUGCAGCUCCUUGAGAGUGGAUUGAAAGUGAAGGAGUAUGAGUUGCUGAGGAGGAACUUCAGCGACACUGGCUGCUUUGGGUUCGGUAUUCAAGAGCACAUCGAUCUCGGAAUCAAGUAUGAUCCCUCGACCGGUAUCUAUGGUAUGGACUUCUACGUGGUUCUGGAACGCCCGGGGUACCGUGUAGCCCGUCGCCGCAGAUGCAAGGCCCGUGUUGGAAUUCAGCACAGAGUGACAAAGGAGGAUGCCAUGAAAUGGUUCCAAGUCAAGUAUGAAGGUGUUAUCCUCAACAAGUCUCAGAACAUCACUGGUUAAACCUUUAUUCUAGCUGUUGCCGGUUUUGCUUUUAAGAUUCUGGAUGUUUUCUUCUUGUGGUGAGUGUUUUUUCUACAUCAGUUGGUAAAAAAUCCUCAAAGUUCUUUGAAAUAUUAAAGAUUUUUGAAAUUUA
Tarenaya hassleriana is the source of this 776-nucleotide messenger RNA. RefSeq names its product 60S ribosomal protein L11-1-like. Bases 95 to 643 code for a protein of 182 amino acids. Lineage: Eukaryota; Viridiplantae; Streptophyta; Magnoliopsida; Brassicales; Cleomaceae. Gene Ontology annotation, biological process: translation. Gene Ontology annotation, cellular component: ribosome; cytosolic large ribosomal subunit. Gene Ontology annotation, molecular function: RNA binding; structural constituent of ribosome. The transcript has 5 exons. The record is from RefSeq and is a predicted model, not a curated record.